Messenger RNA from Thermothelomyces thermophilus ATCC 42464, 4065 nucleotides. RefSeq lists its product as uncharacterized. Lineage: Eukaryota; Fungi; Ascomycota; Sordariomycetes; Sordariales; Chaetomiaceae. The transcript has 4 exons. The coding region runs from base 1 to 4065 and encodes 1354 amino acids. The record is from RefSeq and is a predicted model, not a curated record.
AUGGAUUCGACUCUCGCUCCCGCCGCCUACGCCGGCACCCUUCUGCUUGCCCUCCGCCUCCUGGUCGAGGCGAACUUUUUCGAGAUGAUGAGCGACCUCUUUGAGGUUUAUCCUUCCUGGGGCGUCGUCCUCAGCAUCUCGUUUCUCUUCACCUCGGCCAAGCUGUUGGCUUCCUCGUUCGCCUUCGCUCGGGUUUGUCUCCCCGUGGUGGCCGCCGGGACCAGUCGGUUCCUGGCGUGCCUCUCUGCAGCGGCCACUCGCCGGGCCAAUCUGGUCCGCGAGGCGGUCGUCAGCGCUUCCCGGGGGUUCGUCAUCACCCUCGGGUCCACCACUGCCGCUGGCAUCCUCUCCUGGGUGCUCUGCCGUCUCCUCCUCCCUCCCCUGCUCUCGGUCGCCCGUCCGUUCGCCCGUGCCAUCCUGGGGCAGUACGCUGCCUGGGAGAGCCGGGUGCUCGCUCGGCUCGGAGACUUCGCGGACCUUGUCUGCGUCGACAUGGGGCGUCGGGUCGAGCGGCGCCGCGUCCUCCGCACGCGGGAGCUGCAGUGGAGCGCGCAGAGGAGCAGGCUCGACCAGCUGAACGACCUGGUCGCCCUGAUUGCCCGGAACGCCGCCGAUGCCUGGAGCGAGUCUCGCGAAUGGCUCGAAGGCAGGUACGAGCAUCUGAGGCCGUCCGAGUUCGCCGGUCGGGUCGCCAUCACGGCCCCCGAGCAGGGCCCGCUGCCGCCUCUCGGUCUGUGGUUCCGCCUGCGUCACCGGAUCGACCUGGACGUCUACUGGGCCGACCAAACCAUCGCGCGGCUCGAUGCCGCCAUGGAGAGGAACCAGGUCGCCAUCGCCGACCUGGAGCGCCAAGUUGCCGUCCGCUCCCAGGAGAUCCGGGCCAUCAACGACCAGGUCCGCGACUGCCGGCAGCGUGCGCGCGCUGUGUUGGUCUCGACAAGCUUUGUCAGGCCGACGCAGAUCGCAAACUUCUGCCGGCAGUUGCCCUUGUUCCGCCGACCGGAGGCCCGGGCCCAAGAGGCCGAACCCUCCGCCGCCGCCGCCGCAGCCCUCCCCUCGCGCGCCGAAGCCGACUCCCCCGGCCCGGCUGCCAUUCUCCCCUCGCCCCCGUCUCCGCCACCGCCGCCGCAGACCCCGCGCUUUCACCGCGCUCUCCUUCCGCCGCCCCCUCCCUCGCCGACCCCCGAGGAGAUUGCCGCCGCCGCCGCCGCCGCCACGCCCGUCCCGAAGAAGAGCCGCAAGAGGGCUCUUCUCGACCAGGCGCGGAAGCAACUGGAGCAGUCCGCUGAGCACACCCGCCUGCUGGCCGAGCAGCGUGCCGAGUCCGAGCGCCAGGAGCGCGAGGACGCCCAGCGGCGCGCCGCCCGCGCCGAGGUCCAUCAACACCUCGCCGCGCGCGCCAGAGCCGCCCGCCAGCGGUACCGCGAGAGGCACGGCACCCCCCGUGGUGAGGCCACCAACAAGACCAACCAGGUCUUGCGCGCGACCGGCGCCGCCGUCGCGACCCAGAAGGCUGUCGUCGAGUCUGCAGUUGCAGAGGAGACACCGCUGGACGGGUUGGUGUUGAGCGUGGAGCCCAACACCACCACAACCACCAUCACAGCCGACCCCGAGCCUUCCUUGGAGGGGGAGGGAGACGCUGGUGCAGCCAUCGCCGCUGCCAACGUCGCCACCCAGGAAUCGGAGCCUUCUUUGAAGGGGACGAAGACCGUGGCUGACGUUUUCCCCGCGGACCGGCCGGAUGAUGAACCCAAGCCUUCUUCGAGGGGGAUGGGGAUGAAGGCCGUCCAACCGGAGACGGCGGAGCCCAUUGGGCACGCCCAACCGGUGACCGUCACCUCCGGGUCGAUCGCCGAGGAGCUCCCUGAGGUGGAGCAGGGUGUAGCCGAGGCCGAAGCUGACCCCAUCGCUGAGGAACCCGAGUCUCCUCUGGAGAGGAAGGUGAAGGCCGAUGAUGAACCGAUCGCGACUGAAGAGCCGGAGCCCAAGAUCUCCUCCUCCCCUUCCACUGAAGAGGAAGAGGAGGACGACGAGGCGAUGGUCGACGUCGCCUUUAUUAACGUGCCGACGAAGUCGGAAGCCGAACCCUCGCACGAGGAGGACGAGGCGACGAUGGAGGUCGAGCCGUUGCUCGCCCUGCCGAUCCCGGGUCCGGAGACGGAGCUAGGAGAGGUGAUGGAGCUUGAGCCCACGACACUCGCUGCCGAGGAACCGAAGACGGCCGUGCACAUAGUGCCGGCUCAGGAAUCGGAGAAGGCCGAGGUCUUUACAGAUCUUGCCGACACGCCAAUGCCCGAGGCCUCGUUCCAAGAGGAGAAGGAGGAGCGAGAGGAGGGGAAGAAGGAUGAGGCUAUGACGGUUGAGCAGCACCAACCUGCCGCACAGGCGGAACCCUUCGACGACCAGAUGCACAUCGACCUCCCCCAGCCGUGGGAGCAGCAGAUGGUCACCUACCAGAUGGCCGAGCAGGCGAGACUCGACGCCAUCGACGAGCAGUACCGCCGUGCCGAUGCCGAGGCCCACGCUGCCUGGCAGGCGGAACUCGAGGCCGCCGAAGCCCAGCGACUCGCCGACGAGCAAGCCGAGAGGGAGCUGGCCCUGGCACUCCAAGCCGCCAUCGAAGAGCACGACAGGCAGCAGGCCGAGGCGGCAGAGCGGGCCCGACAGGAGCAGCAGGCCAUGAUGGAGCAGGUCGCACUCGACCAGGCCCGUCAGCAGCAGCAAGAAACCGAGAACGCCGCGUGGAUGCAGGAGCUGGCCCGCAUUGCCCAGAUGGCCGAGGCCACCCUCCAGAAGUCGACCCAGCUUGCCGAGAGGCGGCAAAGGGAGCAGGAGCAGCAGGAAGAGGAGCAAGCCCUCCUGAUCGCCCAGGCUGCUGCAACCCCGGCCGAGCCCACAGUUGCGGCGGAGGAGACCGUGGUGGCUACUGGUGCCGGCGUCAAUUCCGGUCCCGAAGCCCAAACCGGACAACCCAACCAAGAGAUCACCAACUCGACUGAGGAGCACACGGACAUGAACGAACAGGAGCUCAGCUUCCUCGUGUACGAGGGAUCCGGGUUCGACGACUCCCUGUUUGGCGACUUCUCAGCUCUUGAAGAAGAGGUCAACACAGCGACCCAAGGCGCCGAAGCGACGGGCACCACGGCCGCGACCACCACCACCACCACCACCACCACCACGACAACCAACACGGCUCCCUCUUUCGUCCUUACCCUGCCGCCAACCACCCCUGGCCCCGCAGAUGCCAAUCACACGCCCGUCUCAACAACCAACCAGGCAGAUCCAACUCCGACCCCUGAGCCGGCGGAUCAACUGACGAUCCCGGACCUCGCCCCGCCCGUGUCCGAGUUCAACUUCAGGAUGGACACCCGGGAGGCCAAAGCCAAAGCCAAAGCCAAAGCCUCCGACUCCAAGCCCGCACCCGCGGAGGAUGCCGAAACACAGCAGCAGCAACAGCAGCAGCCGGCCGGUGCAUCAGCCAACCCGGGCGCGCGCAAGAUCCUCCCCGCCAAAGGACGUCUCGCAAAGCUGCGAUCUGCAGGGUACCCGCGGGCGGAGCUGGCCGAUCAGCAGCAGCAGCAGCAGUCAAGUGCCAACGACGACGCGAGCAUCGAGAAGGAGCUCGCCGCGUUCGAGCAGGGCUGGGCGGAGGAGGAGAGGCAGGACCCGGAGUGGGCACGGGCCGAGGCAGAGCACCUGGCGCGGCAGGAAGAGGAGGGCAAGAGGGCCAAGGCGGAGGCGCGGGCGCGGGCGCGGGCACAGGCUGCGCUGGAGCUGCGGCAGCAGGAGGAGCAGCGACGGGAGCACGCCGCGCGGUUCGCCAGCGCCGCCGCCUCGUCCUUUGGCCAGGAGACCAUCUUCCGACCGCCCGAGCCCGGCGAGGAGGCCCGCUUCGAUCCGCGCGCACAGAAGGCCAGGACCGAGGCCGAGACUGCCAUCGCGAUGCGCACCGCCGACGAGGAGGCGCGGAGGCGCGCGGCGUCGCACAAGGUCGACCCCGACGCCGAGCCCGAGCCAGAGGACGUGGUCGACUGGGGAGACGAGGAGAUCAGCGAGGAGGAGUAG